AUGAAACUAUGGCUGCCCUGCUUGUCAUAUCACGCUGCGCUGAGUGCAGUCGCCGCAAAAGCUUUUCUUUCCACAGAGAUUUUCAUGAGUGUCAUUGAGAUCUUUGACUCGACAAGCGAGCUCGAGGUGCAAGAGAAUGUCAUGAAUGCAUUGGAACACAUAAUUAACCAUGAAUCAUCUGCCUGCUCUAUGUUCACCCUUGAAUACAUGGACACACUAUCAGCUAAUCUUGCAAGUAAUGACUCUGCAAUACAGCUAUCGACCAUUGAGAUUGUGUUGGAGAUAGCGACAACAAAGGAUGGUCGGAGCACUAUUAUGUUGAGCAGUGCUCUUGGAAGAAUUAUGAAGCUCGGCACUUCUCCCGACAAUUAUGUCUCCCAAGCAGUACUUUCUGGGGUUGGAUACCUGUGUGGCUACGGUGCGUGA
Messenger RNA from Psilocybe cubensis, 426 nucleotides. RefSeq lists its product as uncharacterized. The record is from RefSeq and is a predicted model, not a curated record. The transcript has 4 exons. NCBI's taxonomy places the organism in Eukaryota, Fungi, Basidiomycota, Agaricomycetes, Agaricales, Agrocybaceae. Bases 1 to 426 code for a protein of 141 amino acids.